Molecule: messenger RNA, 6498 nt
Organism: Marmota monax (woodchuck)
Lineage: Eukaryota; Metazoa; Chordata; Mammalia; Rodentia; Sciuridae
Gene: Nudt6
Product: nudix hydrolase 6
Exons: 3
Coding region: 4536-6185 (549 amino acids)
Biological process (GO): microtubule cytoskeleton organization; intracellular signal transduction; protein phosphorylation
Cellular component (GO): cytoplasm
Molecular function (GO): NAD binding; protein serine/threonine kinase activity; ADP-ribose diphosphatase activity
Source: RefSeq, a predicted model, not a curated record
GAUUAUGCCAUUAAAAUCAGCUCUUAGCAGACAUUGGAAGAAAAAGUAUAGCUUUCUGCCCAGGUCCUGUUUUGGAUCCAAGUUUAUACUGCCCUGUUCGUUUCAGGGCCACAUACCAACUGGAGUAUUUCCUUGACCGGGUUUGCUCACCAUUUCAAACUUAAGAAAAUGGAGGUCUUGGAGGAGCAUUGAAGAGAGGUGGGUGAGUGGCCUCUGAGGGCCUGCCACAGCUUGUGCCUUGCUUUCAAGACCUGGUUUUAUGUGGGCCUGAGAACUGGGGACCCCUUAAUUCAUGGCUGCUGACCACUUCGUACACUCCACACCUGAAGUGCCUGUGGGCAGCACGUUGGACCAGAGGAAGCAGAGGUCUGGAAGAUGGGAACAGCAGCCAGUGAGUUUAGAAGAUCCAUGGGAAAAGGGAAAGCUGCUGGGCUUUGGAGAAGAAAAGUGCCAUGAACUGACAUUUUUCCAGGAUUACCCUCACUACCAAAACCACAGGGGGCCAAAAUAGAGGCCAGGGGCAAUCCAACACAGGCAGAGAGCAGGGAGGCUUAGGUGGCGGUGGUGGCCACAGAGGUGUAAGAAACUUCUGGAUCUGGAAGAUAGAGUGAAAGGGUCUCCUGACAGAGGGAAAGUGCAGUGUGAGGGAAACACAAGUCAUGAGUGGCACAGAAGUCCCUGUGCCUAAACAUUAGACUGGCCAUUGGCUGAGAAGGGAAUGGCCACGGGUGGAAAAGAUCUUACAGAAGGAGCAGGAAUCCGUUCUGCACAUGUUUAGAUGAAUAUUACAUGUCCAGAGCAGAUGAGCACUCAUUGAGCACCUACUAUCAACAGACACAUCCCUUAGCCUUCUUCCCCUCUCACUAAUGCUAACUGAAUGUUGACAAGUACUCAUGAAUUGGGCAUGCUAUAAAAUGUGUUAUGAACUGUAAUCCUAAUGCACCAUUAUUCUUAAGCCUAAAAGGAAAGGAACCCCAAAAGGAAUGUGGAGAUCCUUGUUUUUGUUUUUCCUUAAUAUUUAUUUUUUAGUUGUAGUUGGACACAAUACCUUUAUUUCACUUAUUUAUUUUUAUGUGGUACUGAGAAUUGAACCCAGGGUCUCGCACAUGUGAGGUGAGCACUCUACUGCUGAGCCACAACCCCAGUCCCAAGAUCCUUGUUUUAGUUGUAGGCAACACCUCAAGGUUUCCCCAGAGUCUGUCCACACGACCAGCUCAGCUCAGAGCCCUAGAAGGGGCCCAAUAAUACUUUGUUAACACUGAAAAUGAUUUUAAGAUGGUACUGGGAGUUCAACCCCUUGGUAUUGGGUAUGUGAAUAGAGAAGAACCUAAUAUGAGAAAUUAUACCUAACACUUAAAAUAGUUUGAUCUGGUUUUUCUAGUAAGUGUAUACUUUGAAAUUUCCAUUUUUUAAAUAUUUUUUAGUUGUUAUGUACCUUUAUUUUAUUUAUUUUUAUGUGGUGCUGAGGAUCGAACCCAGUGCCUCACACAUGCUAGGCAAGCACUCUACCACUGAGCCACAACCCCAGCCCACUAUACUUGAAAUUUCAACAAGAAAAUUAAGUGAUGUGACAUAUUUAUACAUAUGAAAACCUGAUCCUAAGAGCUGGUGGCAACCGCCAAAAUCCUAAUGGGCACUAAUGGACUGGGGUUGAAGACGUGAGGAAGAGCCAACUGGCAUUUAGUUCACACAGAUCCAGAGGUGGGACGCAGGAGCCUCUGAGGAUAGGUGCACAGCUGUGCACAUGCUUCCCUCUCGGCCAGCUGACAGGGCUUGAGCAAAGACCUCGGUGCCAACGAGCACAAAAAGGAGCUGGCCUGCUGGGAGAAAAGGCUCGUUCUAGGCUGCAGUAGGAAGUGUAAUGGGACUGCAGCAUCACACGGGCCGUACCAUGAAGGCCUUGAAGGAAACACCUGGACAGGGUUCUGUCAGAGGGCUCAGGAGCCAACCAGACCUCCAACGGCCACACUACAGCCACCAGAGCAGCAAGGGAAGAACACACACUAGAUCAUAAUGUAAAGAGUCCCUGAAUACACACCAAUAAGUGAUUAGGUUAAAAAACAGUAAGUGGAGAGCCGGUGCAGUGGCACACACCUGUAAUCCCAGUGACUCAGAAGGCUGAAGCAGGAGGAUCACAAGUUCAAGGCCAGCCUGGGCAACCUAGCAAGACCCUGUCUCAAAAUAAGAAAAGGCGAUGUCAGUGGUAAAGCACCCUGGGUUCUAUCCCUAGUAACAUAAAAAUAAAAACGAAAUGGACAAUAAACCAAUUUCUCAUAAAAAAAUAAAAUAAAUAAUUUACACAGACAUGGCUCCCUCCAGGAGAUGGUAGAAACCCUAAGGCCCCGUCCUGAGGCAUAAACUGUUGCAUGGGGACUUCCUUCCCCAGAGUUCAGGGAGGGAAGAGCAACUCUACUGUGAAGGCAAAGACCACCACAGCCAAAGAGCAAGGCCUGAGGACAGAAGGACCCUACUCCCAAGGCCUUCUUCCCAAACACUCUCAACCCUCCCACCCCAAGAAGAAGGUCAGGCAAAGUGGAGGCCAUCCUGAAUCAAAACUAGGGAAUGCUAAGGAACUGCCACCACCCAGAAGGAACAAAGGAGACACCAUGACUGAAUCUGGUGUCUGGAUGGGAUCACUAAGUAAGAGCGAAGAAAAAAAUGCAUAAAAUAUGGAAUUUAGGCAAAACUCUGUAUCGACAUUGAUUUGUUAGUCCUAACAAGUGGACCCCUGAAAUAGGAGAAAUGGCAUGGAAUAUGGAGAAAUUUUCUAUACUAUUUUUACCCAUGGUAUUUGAGUUUUUAUAAACUCAACACUAUUAUAAAACUAAAUUUUAUUUUUUUAAGAAACUUUAUCUCAAUUUGAUCAUUACAUAUUGUACACAUGUACUGAAUUAUCACAUUGUACCCCAUAAAUACAUGAAAUUACAAUGUGUCAAUUGAAGUAAAAAUAAGAAUUUUAAAAAACUGACCCCAGGAAUUCAAAUACUACUGCAAAAAAAGAACCUCUCAAGUAAUUGGAUACAGUAACUCUAGCUUGAUAUGAAAAAGCACUGCAUUUAUUUUUGUGCUCUACCAUGUCCAAAUGCAUAUAUGUGUUUAUGUAAAACUGUGUUCACCAGAGUAUAAAGGCCACAUGACCAUAGUCCCAUUCUGAGCCUAUAGCUGUGUCUACAGCUGGUAUGUCAUAAGUGAUCAGUAAACAUCUGCUAAGCUGUGGCACAAAUGAAACUCUUAUAGUGAGUGUACAAUGAAAAUGUACAAUUCAGUGUCAUUGCAAAAGCUAAAUGAGAUACAGAGAAAUGAGACCGGAGAAAACCCAGUCCAGGAGCCAAAAUAACAGAACAUGGGUUAUUGACUUUAUCCACGACUGGGUCCUAGGAAACCAGAGCAGGUGGCUGUUCCAAGUUAGAGAUCCUUGCUUCCCGUCACGGAGGCUACUGCUGGCCAGGAAACCUGGACCCAAUUUUGCCUUGAUCCCUCACCAACUUGUAUCUUGGAUCAAGUUCUUUAACUCCUCUUGGCCUUAAGAAGCCUGGAUUAGAUGAUGGUUAAGAUCCUUCCAGUUUCUAGGAGACUCUGCAUACAGUAAGGAAAGAAGUAAGAAGUGAAGGCGCUCUCCUCUGCUCCUGUGCCCCGCCCCCAGCACUCUGCCCCUCAGGACCCUGGUCCCCUGCUGGAUUGUAGAUUGGAACCUUAUGGCCAUCUCCCCAGGGCCUGUUCUCUGGUUGUUUAUCCUUUACAGUACUUUGAUUCUGCAGUUUUGGCUCAUGAAGGAGUUUGCUCAAUAGGAAUCAGAAAAUGCUGCUGCUUACACCACUUCUGAGAAUUAAAAACAGAGGUGAUGUAAGAAUCAAAGUUGAGGAUUUCAGAACAAAAUGAAAAAUACAAAUGGUGAAAAGUUAAAACUAGCUUUGGUCUUAGUCAUAUAAAUUUGCUAAGAUUGGUUUCAGAAAGCAGCAGUCAUUCUCAUUUGGCAGCCCCCUUUCAUUUCAUCUGGUAUUUUCUCUUAAAAAUGACACAUGUUCCUCUGCAAUUACUGUAUAUUUCUGACAAAUUUGAUCAGUAUAGAUUGUGAAUCUGCAUAAUUGAACCCUCAAAAAUCUAUUAUUUUGCCAGGUGUGGUGGUGCAUUCUUUUAAUCCCAGUUUUGAGAGAGACUGGGGUCAGGAAGGAGCCAGUCUCUUCCUGGUGGGAGAUGCCACUGUGGGCCACCCCCAGGUGUGAGUGGGCCACUCCUGGCUGUGACCUCACAGGGGCCAGCAUUGUGAGACCCUUGAGCCAGCGGGGAUAUAAGGCCGGGACGAAGCUGGGACCUUGUCCACAAGCACAGGAAGCUCUAGGCAGUGACCUGUGGGACUCCCAUAGUUAGCGCGUUUGGUGGUUGGUGGUUUGGUGGUUCUGGUUGCGGUCUCUUCUGCUUGGUUCUUUGAUUUGGGGCUUUCUGUUGGGCUUUGUUGUGUUAGUUUUGCUUGUGUUCUUUGCUUUGUUUGUUGUGUUUGUUUUUAGCUAGCGGGCUUAGUGGGCGUGGGGCGGAGGAUGUCCAGAGAGAGCAGUGAGCGUAGUGUGGUGCGGAGGGUGCGUCGGGACCUCGCGGCCAGCUCCUCCUUGGAGGAAGCCCUCACGGGCCGCUAUGAGCCCCUGGGGGUCGUCGGGCAGGGCAGCUUUGCCAAGGUCUUCCUGGCCCGACACAUCCUGACGGGGACGAAGGUGGCCGUGAAAGUCCUGCGGAAGGGGGCGGGGGCCACCUUGUCCUGGGUCUUGUCGGAGCUGGACAUCAUGAAGGGCUUGGAGCACCCGCACGUGGUGCAGCUGCUGGAGAUCGUGGAGACCCCCGGCACUGCCUACGUGGUGAUGGAGCACAUGGCUGGGGGCCAGCUGGGCCAGCACAUCCCGGAGGUUGUGGGCCUGUGGGAGGACGAGGCCCGCGUGCUGUUCGGGCAGGUGGCCAGCGCCGUGGGCUACUGCCACGCGCAGGGCAUCGCGCACCGGGACGUGAAGGCGGAAAACGUGCUGCUGGAUGCCGCGGGCCGCGCCAAGCUGUGCGACUUCGGCCUGGCCUGCAGGUUCAGGGCCGGAGAGAAGCUGGGCCUGCUCUGCGGCACCGUGGCCUACUGGGCCCCGGAGCUGCACCGGCGAGAGCCCUACGACGGCCCCGCGGUGGACGUCUGGAGCCUGGGUGUCCUCCUGAUCCUCAUGCUCACGGGCAGCGUCCCGUUCACCGGGGCCAGCUAUGAGCAGGCCAAGGAGCAGGUGCUGCAGGCCAGGUACCACCUCCCGCUCCACCUGUCCGACGAGGCGCAAAGCCUGGUGUCCUGGAUGCUGACCCUGGAGCCCGCGCACAGGCCCACGCUCCAGCAGAUCCUGGGGCACCCGUGGCUGAGCCAGGAUGGGGAACGCUGCCCGAGUCCUCCCGCCGAGCUGCUCCCCAAGCGCGCGGACACCUCCAUCCUGCUGGCCAUGCUGGACCUGGGCUACGGGCUGCAGGAGACCUGGGUGUCGGUGGCGACGCGCCAGUUCAACCAGGCCAUGGCCACCUACCUCCUGCUGGGCCACCAGAAAACCCGGGGGGCGGGCUGCCAGGUGCGGCUGCAGAUGCCUGGGUGGCCACAGGUGGGGCCUUGCCCGUCCCUGUCCAUCCCCUCCAGCUUGACUCUGGGCCCAAGGUGGGGCGUCAGCAGGCCGGCCAUGUGCUCCUGGCCCCUCUCGGCCUGUGAGCAGCAGCAGCAGCAGCAGCAGCAGCAGCCUGAGGAGCUCAAGCCUUCAGGGCAGGUGGGCAGCAGGAGAGCCAGCCUGCCCGCCAUCAUGCUGUGCAGCCUGUCGGCCAGCGUCCCUGCUCCCGGCCCCACGGCCCCUCUGCCCGGGUCCUCCCAGGCCCUGGCACCGGAUCCCAGCUCCUCCUCCACCGCGCAACCCCCUGCUGGCUCCAGGACCCCUGGCCUGACCCGUGACACCGCCAGGGGAUGGAGGGGAGUGGUCCGGAGGAUGGCCACCUGUCUGGCGAGGCUGUGCUGCUGCGUGCAGGCCCCCAGGACCGGCUCCGGACGCUCCAACAGAGUGGCUCCCGCAGCUGGAGGGCCCGCGCCACCACCAGCACCCAGGGACCCCCCGGGACCUGCCCCCACCAGAGGUCAGGCCCUCAGAAGAUUCUUCAAAAACAGAGUGGCUCCCCGGCCAGCGCCCAGCUGAGAUGCCCACGGAGCCAAACAGGUGGCCCGGGUUCUACCUCACGAGGGCCAGCUGCUGGAGCGAGAAGUGCAACCUGCCCUGGCCGCCGCCUCCCGGACCCCUCAGGCAGGAGGACACCCGAAGACACCCGGACACCAGUGGGCCCCUGCGCCCCACCCGGAUCCCACCUCAGGGACUUCUCCUUGGACACGUGCCCCGCCCUGCUCUCCUCUGCUCUCUCUCCCACCCUCUGGGGCAGAGAUGCUUCCCAAUAAGCUCCUCAUCCAUUCGCAUGUCCCACGGAUCUUGGAAUAAAUUGGGUGCUCCGUGGGGA